Molecule: messenger RNA, 4613 nt
Organism: Drosophila suzukii
Lineage: Eukaryota; Metazoa; Arthropoda; Insecta; Diptera; Drosophilidae
Source: RefSeq, a predicted model, not a curated record
GUAGUCUGAAUCGGUGUGAAUUAUAUUAUUAUUCGCACUAAUGUGAUAAAAAACUAGACGAACGCGAGUGGUCGUAAUAAUCGCGCAAAUGUACGGUGAUAUAUAGGAUAUAAGGUCUCCAAACCGAGAUACCUUUAGGCGAAAUCGGAGACCAAAACAAAAAUGCCAUUGCCUGCAGAAGUUAAGUGGUAAACAUGACACAAUAAAUUAGUGACAAACCAAGCAACGACGAUCGAAACGGGUCUAAUUUUUAUACAAACCUCAACACCCCGAAAAAUCCCAAUUAAGGAACCCCACGAUCCACUCCCGCUAAGAUGGCCAGCGUCUGGAAGCGAUUGCAGCGCAAUUUCAAGCGCGCCGCCAAAUUCCAGUUCACUGCAUCGUACCACGAUCUGCAUCUGGAAACGACCGCCAAGUGGCGACCGUCGAACCUCUCUAUCGUUUGGACCAGGAGAUCUAGACGAGUGGCCAGUGCUCCGCUGCCAUGGGAGCCGGAUAUGAUGAAUCCCCUGGUGGGCAAUAUAUCCUGGCCAGUGCCCGACAAUCACACCAUAUCGGUCACCCUGUUCAAGGAUCCGCGGACGCACGAGCUGGAGGACAAGGACUGGACGUUUGUCAUCGAAGAUGUCACCCCAAUGGGCAAGAAACGCGUCCUGGCCAAUGCCAGCAUCAAUAUGAGGAAGUAUGCCAGCGUAGAAUCCACUCAGCAGAGCUUUACGUUGACCCUAAAGCCAGUCUCGAAGAAGAUUACGGCAGCAAGUCUGGAACUCACGAUUAGCUGUGUAUUCUUGAGGGAAGGAAAGGCCACGGACGAAGACAUGCAGAGCGUUGUCUCUAUGAUGUCCGUGAACAACAAUGAUGUGGCGCCGUUGGAUGACUUGGAGGACAUUCCCGAUUUUGACAACUGUAGUGAAAUCACUGACUUUACCCAGCAACUAAAGCAUUUGACAAUUAGCCUGAAUGGCUGCAUUGAUUUGGACACCCCUCAAAGUGUACCUUCGUUAUCUGAAGAUCCAACACCGUUGGCCGAGUCCAUUAAUCAAUUGCAUUUUGAACUAGAAGGCGACGGCAAAGGCGAGGCUGCGAGCAAGUUAGACUUGAGCACAGCAACCGGAGCAACCGGUGGUCUUAGUAGUGCCGACGAGUCCCUCAAAACUCCCAAUGGACUGCAGCCCCUGGUGGACAGUACGCCCAUUAAGUCACCUGGGGAGGUGAGGCAGCCGGCCAAGCAAACACCUGUGGAGCCAGCGAGGUCGAAGACCAUCGAGACCUUUGACAAAAUGGUCACCUCAACGCCGCUGGAACCCAAAGCAAGCAAAGAUGAUGCGAAGCCAAAGAAGAAAAGGGCCUUGUUCUUCACCGAGAAGGAUGAUGAGCAGGAUUUGAGGGUGACGAGUCUCAAGGAGGAGAGUGGCGACAGCAGCACCAAAAAGGAAACGACCAAAGAGGAGAACAAGUCCGCUAAGGAGGCCUCAUCUGUGGUGGUGGUGCCACCGAGUGUCAAGCGCCCCGAGCUGCAGCCCCUGAACCUGAAGAAGAGCUACGAACCCUCGCCGACUCCUGCGCCCGCACCCGCACUCGCACCCGCAUCUGUGAUAAACGAAUCCACAGGAUCGCAGUCGGGUUUGAGUACCUCUGGCUCGCUGAACAACAGCCUAAAGCCCGUGGAGAAGAUCGUGCUUAAGACGAACACUCCCGGGCAGGAUCUGCUGGAGUGGUGCAAAGAGGUUACCAAAGACUACAACAAUGUUAAGGUCACCAACCUGACGACCAGCUGGCGGAACGGCAUGGCCUUCUGCGCUAUCAUCCAUCACUUUGCGCCUGAGCUCAUUGACAUGUCCCAGCUGAGUGCCCAUGAUGUGGUGGGCAACUGUCGGAUUGCCUUCGAUGCGGCGGAAUCCUUGGGAAUACCCCGCGUAAUCGAGCCACGGGAAAUGAACAUGCUGACAGUGCCGGACAAGUUGGGCGUGAUGACCUAUUUGCAUCAGUUGAGGGCGCAUUUCACCGGCAAGCAGCUGAAAAUCGAGCAAAUUGGAUCUACGGCAGAUGAGUCGAGCUACGUGAUUGGCGACUAUAUGUCGGACAAUUUGUCGCAGAGUCGCAUCGUCUUUUCGCACCCGAAGAGUUUGCUGCUGCAUCAAAACUCCAUCGAUGAGGAGAUCAUGGGACACAACAAGUCAGAGCAACUGUCGCCCACUAGGAAAAAGGAUGUGAAGAAUCAGAUUCUGAACAACUCGAAGAACAUACUGGACAAGGUGAUGUCGCCCACCAAGGACAAGAACUCGAUCAACGCGUCGCAGCAUGCCAAUCAGUCGUCGGUGCUCAGCGGCCAGACACCGCCUCCGCCGCUGGAGGACUCCCUGGACGAAGGUCCUCCCGUGGGUGGCAAGGAGAACAUCUCCAAAUCCGUCAUUGAUCCCCAGGCGGCCAGUGAGGAUCGACAGGCGCGUCUGCGGGAACAGGCUCGUCGCCUCAUCCUGGAGACGCGUGUGCGGAGCGGCGGCUCCCUCGAGAGCCCCACCAGCCCCACGAGGCCCAAGCUGGAGCGGACCAUCUCGCCCAUCCACAACGGAGCCGAGGAGUUCUACCUGGAGCAGUCAAAGAAGCUGGAUGCGCAGGAACCGGGCAGUCCUAGUCAUAGGUUAAGUGGUCUUAAGGGCCUCGGAGUUAAUGGCAGUCCCCUGCAGUCCUUCAACGCAAUUGUGGACCGCGUCUCACCAAAGCACGAGAAGAGGGGUGACAAGAUGUCCUACAUUGAAUCCGAGCUGGAGGCCCUGGAGCGGGAGCAGGAGGCCAUCGACCAGAAGGCCAGCAGUCUGGAGGCCAAGCUGCGCGCCGUGAUGGGCGGCAAUCCAAGUAAUAAUCGUCGGGGUAGCGCCCGAAACGGCAACCCCAUCCUUAGGCUAAUCCGAAAUAGUAUUGGUGGUGGUGAUGUGAUACGCAUCAAGCUGCUCGACUCGGAUGACGAGAGCCUGUUUGGUGGAGGAGGUGCCGGCAGCGGUGGUGGUGGUGGUAGCGAGGACGACGACCGGGACACGUCCAGCGACAGUGUCAGCAACUCCGGCGACGAGUUGCACACGCGCCAGCGCCCCCGGCCGCGCUCCCAUUCGUGCUUUGUGAAUGUGCCCAAGAGUGUGCAUCCAUCGACCAUGACCUCGCCCGCCCAUCUGCGUCCGCAUCAUGUGCAUCAUGUUGUGCCCUACACCCACAUGCUAGACAGCUCCCCGUCGGCGCUCUCCUCGCAGCAGUCCUCCUGCGACAAUCUGCCCGCGUGCAGCGAGGAUGACGAGGUCCUGGCGCUGGCGGCCACCGGCCGGGCGGCUUCCUUGCGGCGGCAGCAGGAUCGCCACAGGCGACGCCGUCAGCGGCGGGAGCGGCGCUCCCAUUUGUGUCACACCCCCAGUCAUUGUGAGACCGAGGAAACGGAGGAGCAACUGCUAUCGCAAUGGUUUACGCUGGUCAACAAAAAGAACGCACUUCUCCGGCGACAAAUGCAGCUGAACAUACUCGAACAGGAAAAAGAUUUGGAGCGAAAGCAUACAAUGCUGAACCAGGAGCUGCGGGCGGCGCAAUCUGUGGAGGAUUGGCGCAAGACGGAAGUGCAGCGGGAGAAGGAGCGGCUGCUGCUCGAGGAGCUGAUGACGAUUGUCGACAAGCGUGACCAGUUGGUGCAGCAUCUGCACAACCAAGAGAAAGCGAUCGAAGACGACCAGGAGAUCGCGAAGGUACUGGAGCACGUGGACAUCAGCGAAAAAGACAAAUGUGUUCUUCAAUAGAAAUCGAAAUUAACCAAACCUGACUGGAGAUUAUACUUACACUCAAUCGUAUCUAUGUAACUAGUUAGAUAACAACUAUGUUCGGAGACACGCGAUAAGGUCGCGUGGUUUUUGUGGUUCGGUGUCGCUUCUUAUGCAAUCGUUAUAUCCAACGACAACAAAUACUUGGACCACUUGGUAUGGUUAUUGGAAAAAAGGUAUACUGUGAAACAAAUUGCUUAUCUAUUCGAGCAAAGAAAUUCAAAGAAAAAGAACAAAACGUCCGUUAGUAAAUUAAGAUACAAAAAUCGAGAACAGACACUUUUACACUCAUUUGGUUCAAUAAUGCUAAUCUAUAUGAUAAUCAGAUAUUCGAGUUUUACUGUGUUAACUUCGUUUAAUGUUUUGUUGUUGUGCCAUCUGAACCACAGCUAAAGUGAAUCCUGAACGCAAAUUAAUGUGAGUUAGGGAAUAAAGGUGGCAAUUUUACGUUAGUUUGUACCUUAGCAUUUAUCCCACAUAAAACGCUUCAUCCAAAAAUACAUGUACACUUAUAUAUUUAUUAAUUACCUUUAUGCGAAGACCUAUUUAACCAUACUUAAUUGAGAAUACUACUUAUUCUUAGAAACAAAAAUGUACCCUUAUAUAUUUGUGAAUUACCUUUUUGCAAAAACGUAUUUCAGCAUACUUAAGUUCAACAAAGCGCUUUAAUAGUAAUUUAAAGGUGGCUUAUGUAUAUACUUAUAUUUAUAUUUAUAAUUAUUUUAUUUUACGUUGCCCAGGCGAGGGACAAGAACUGUUCAACCCACGAACAUAGCUAAUAAAGAAUACAAAUUGCUGAUAAAACCCAAAAACAAA